This is a messenger RNA of Trichobilharzia regenti, 717 nucleotides long. The record is from the annotation of a GenBank genome assembly. Lineage: Eukaryota; Metazoa; Platyhelminthes; Trematoda; Strigeidida; Schistosomatidae.
AUGAAAACGUUGGAAACAUUUGUAAAGACGAUAGCUCAAAUGAUUUUUAAACCCGAAGAAGCUUCAAUAUCUAUGAAGUCAAUGAACACACAUGAUGUUAAACAGCCCAACUGUCUUAAAUGGCCAUUAAAAGUAGAAGAUUUAAAACAAUCCAAACAUUUAUGUUUAUUUGGAUAUGUAUUUGAUGUUUCAAAUGAUCAGAAAUUUAGUGGUAUGGAUGGAAUAUACACAAAUCUGACUGGUCAUUGUGAUAUAUACAAAUUUGUUGGUGAAUCGAAACGUUAUGGUUUAGAUGGGUUGACAAUUGCUCAAAUCUUUGAUUUAUCACAACAAUUUCAAGAAGUUGUAAAUAAUUAUACAUGCAUUAGUUAUGUUCCAGGAAUAUAUCUGGAUCCAAUGGGUGAACCAAUGGCCUAUUUUCAAGAAAUUAUGCACAUAUGGGAUAUGAUUAUUAAAGAAAAUGAGAAGAUUUUUUCCCUAUUUCCUAAAUGUGAACUAAGAAGCGUGGGGGAUCAGAUUUAUGGAUACUGUAAAGAUAAAAGAUCUAGUAAUCCCUUAGAGUUUACAACUCCAAAACAGUUAAAUCAUCCAAAUUUCUUGAAACCACCAUGUGUUUGUGUAACCCACAGAAGGAGUGAUCAUUUAAAAUCACUUUUCAACUUUCAAGAUUAUCAUGACUGUCAAUCGAAGAAUGAGUGUUUGCUGAAUCCAAUUUAG